Molecule: messenger RNA, 2102 nt
Organism: Arachis stenosperma
Lineage: Eukaryota; Viridiplantae; Streptophyta; Magnoliopsida; Fabales; Fabaceae
Product: solanesyl diphosphate synthase 1, chloroplastic-like
Exons: 6
Coding region: 428-1693 (421 amino acids)
Biological process (GO): plastoquinone biosynthetic process; isoprenoid biosynthetic process
Cellular component (GO): chloroplast
Molecular function (GO): prenyltransferase activity
Source: RefSeq, a predicted model, not a curated record
GCACGAGUCACAGAUUUCAUUCUCAUCACUUAGUCUUUUCUUUUCUUUUCUUUUCUCUCUCACCAAAAUCUGAUAAGAAAAACCGAACAGGCAUUGCAUCCGAUGUGGGCUCAUAGGAUCCACUCACUUAAACUCUUUUAACUCACUCUCUUUCUUUCGUGUGUGUUGUUUGUUCGUUCUUCUACAAAACCAGCACUUCAAAAACCUUGUGAGCCAUAAAAAAGUAAAACAUAUAAAAGACCCUUUCUUACUUCUUUUCUUUCUUUUCCUUCCUCCAAUGGCUGCUACUUGCUGCUUUGUCUCUGCUUGAAGGGAAAUUGAACUCAUUUCGCAUUUGGGUCUUUUGUGAUUUUAAUUUUAGUAUUGGUUUUUCUGUUUGGUUCUUCAUCACAUUCUUCAGCUUCUGGGCUUGGCGCAGAAGUUCAGAAUGAUUUCUGUGACAAGUAAAAGCAUUGAUUAUGCUGGGAAAAACUUGGUUUCUUGUGGAUGCUCCUCCAAUGCUAACACUGUGAGAAGCUAUGCUGCAAGGGUGAAUUCUAAAGUGUGGGGAAGAAGAGGAGGUCAUGGUGCUGCCAAUUUUAUCUGCUGCAAGAAUAGGACCAUUCAGUGCAGGGUUUCUACUAUGAAGACUGCUGAACCUACUGUUAAUGGUGGAACUCAUGCAAUUCAAGGAAUUCCAACAGGAUUGGACUUGAAGAGUUAUUCAGAAACCCCCAUAUCACCAUCAAAGUUGUUUGAAGUAGUUGCUGAUGACCUGCAGACACUCAACAAAAAUCUUCAAUCGAUUGUAGGUGCAGAAAAUCCAGUUUUAAUGUCUGCAGCUGAGCAGAUAUUUAGCGCCGGUGGGAAGAGGAUGAGACCGGCUCUGGUGUUCUUGGUGUCACGGGCUACAGCAGAGCUACUUGGCUUGAAGGACCUUACUGUCAAGCAUCGACGGUUAGCAGAGAUAAUCGAAAUGAUUCAUACUGCAAGUUUGAUACACGAUGAUGUAUUAGAUGAGAGUGACUUACGACGAGGGAAGGAAACUGUUCAUCAAAUGUUCGGAACAAGAGUGGCAGUGUUGGCCGGAGACUUCAUGUUUGCACAGUCGUCGUGGUAUCUCGCCAACCUUGAAAAUAUUGAAGUUAUUAAACUUAUCAGCCAGGUUAUUAAAGAUUUUGCAAGUGGUGAAAUAAAGCAGGCUUCUAGCUUGUUUGAUUGUGAUGUUGAACUCGACGAGUAUCUAAUUAAGAGCUACUAUAAGACAGCCUCUUUGAUUGCUGCCAGUACCAAAGGAGCUGCAAUUUUUAGUGGCGCCGACCGAAACAUCACUGAGAAAAUGUUUGAAUAUGGAAAGAAUCUUGGUCUAUCCUUCCAAGUUGUGGAUGACAUAUUGGAUUUUACACAGUCGGCCGAGCAACUAGGCAAACCUGCAGGCACUGACCUUGCCAAAGGUAACCUCACUGCACCGGUGAUUUUCGCCUUGGAAAAAGAACCAAAGUUGAGGGACAUCAUUGAAUCAGAAUUCAGCGAGACCAGUUCCCUUGACGAAGCCAUCAAGUUGGUCAAGAGUUGUGGUGGCAUCGAAAGGGCGCAAGAAUUGGCGAAAGAGAAAGCUGAUCUUGCUAUUCAGAGUCUUCAAGGCCUUCCUCCAAGCAUAUUUCGAUUAGCUCUUGAAGAUAUGGUAGCCUAUAACCUUCAAAGGAUUGCAUGAGCAUUUGCAUUGCAGAGAACAUAUUAUUGAAAAGAAAAUCAGAAGAACAUUCUUUGAUACUAAUAGAAGGAUGAGAAUCAUGACAUUUGAACUUAUGUCAUUUCAAGAAUUUCCAGCAAAUGCUUCCACAUGAGCUACUUUGGGGGGGUUAUAUUAUAGAAAUUGAAGGACAAAGCAAACACAGUGUCAUCACUUAAUAUAUUUGCAACUUGCAAAUUAAAUUACAUGGAAAAUAAUAUAUAUAUAUAUACUCCAUUGUUGUAUAAACAGCAUGUCUGCAAUAUUUUUUUUUUUUCCCAUAUCUUGAAAAGGGGAGGGAAAAGAUGAUAAAUUGUCUUUUGUAUCUUUUUCUUCUGUAUUUUGUGAAGAUACCAUACAAUUGAGCUUGUGAAAUCAUCAUUUCUCGUCA